UCAGAUGUAGUUCUACAGCCGACGCCGGGCAUCACGUACCGCACCAUCGGCGGUGUCCUCAACCUGUUCGUGUUCGCGGGACCCUCGCCCAAGGACGUGGUGUCACAAUACACGGAGCUGAUCGGGAGGCCGUUCAUGCCGCCUUACUGGGCGUUAGGGUUCCAUCUGUGCAAAUUCGAGUACGGAAAUUUGAAUGUCACUAAACAAGUGUGGCAGGCUAACAGAGAUGCGGGCAUUCCCUUUGACGUGCAAUGGAACGACAUUGACUACAUGAGGAAUCGCAACGACUUCACGUACGACAAGGAGAAGUUCGCCGAACUGCCACAGUUUGUCAACAAGAUCCACAGCGAAGGGAUGCACUACAUGAUUAUAAUUGAUCCUGGUAUAUCCGCGUCGGAAAAGCCCGGGACGUACCCGCCAUACGACCGUGGAAUCGAGAUGGACAUCUUCGUCAAGAACAACACCAACCAGCCGUUUAUCGGCAAGGUGUGGAAUACGGGGUCGACAGUGUUCCCUGACUUUACUCAUCCGAACUCCACAGCCUACUGGGUUGAGAUGAUGACCAACUUCCACAAGAAGGUUGCGUACGACGGGGCUUGGAUCGAUAUGAACGAGCCGUCUAACUUCGAGGACGGCCCCCUGGUGGGUUCGUGCCUGCCCGAGGCGCUGCCGUACCUGCCGCACACGUCGGACCCGUACCUGCGCGCGCACACGCUGUGCAUGGACGCGCGCCACGCCGCCGGCCCGCACUACGACCUGCACAACCUGUACGCCAUCACUGAAGCUAUUGCCACUAACUUCGCCCUGCAAGAGAUCCGCGGCAAGCGUCCGUUCAUAAUCUCCCGCGCGUCGUCGGUGGGGCUCGGACACUUCGCCGGCCACUGGAGCGGCGACGUCGCCAGCGACUGGCACGACAUGCGCAUGUCCAUACCCGAGUUACUGAGCUUCAGUCUGUUCGGUAUCCCGAUGAUGGGCGCGGACAUCUGCGGCUUCACCGGCAACACCACCGCCGAACUCUGCACGCGCUGGAUGCAGCUCGGGGCCUUCUACCCCUUCAGCAGGAAUCAUAACUCGGACUCCUCUAUUCCGCAAGACCCCGUGAGCCUGGGUCCGUCGGUGGUGCAGGCGAGCCGCGAGUCGCUGCGACUCCGGUACCGCCUGCUGCCGUACUACUACACGCUGUUCUGGCGCGCCCACGUGUUCGGGGACACCGUCGUCAGGCCGCUGUUCUUUGAAUCUCCAGAAAACACAUUACUGCACGACAUCGACGAUCAGUUCCUGGUGGGUCCGUACAUCAUGAUAACUCCGGUGCUGCAGCAGGGAGCGUCGCAUACCAGCGGCAUGUUCCCCGGACCGCAGAGUUGGUAUAACGUCGUCGACGGCGCCUUUAUAGACAAUGGGAGGAGACGCGAUGUCACCGACAACCAGACUGUCAGUGUGAGGGGUGGAGCCAUAAUCCCACUACAAGAGCCGCCCGCGCGUGGUCCGGUCACCACCACCAACUCGCGUAGCUCGCCCAUGCAACUUCUGGUGGUUCCUGACAAUGAAGAUAAAGCCCGUGGACAACUAUACUGGGAUGAUGGAGAUAGCCUUAACAGCUACGAAGAAAAGAAAUACAGUCACAUAGAAUUCAUGUACAACAACUUGCAAAUUAAAAGCCGCGUCAACUGGUGGGGAUACGGCGUGCCGUCCAUCAACCGCAUCUCAGUCUACAAUCAAACGUCAGUCAAAACUGUCAGUAUUAACGACGUGCCGUGCGUCAAGCCGUGUCAGUUCACUUACCUGAGCGACACUAAGGUUCUUCAGAUUGAUGGAUGUGUGACUUGCGGGUCAAAGGAGUGCAACCGCCAUGAUGCCAGCAACGGCACAGAACCCUGGACAGGAUUACAGAUACAUAAACAACUUGACCAAGCCAUAGAAGAUUUCUACAACACGAUAUUAGAUCAGUUUAUAAACUCAUGGUACAGUAAGAUCACCUUGCAGCCGUUCUUCGUGGACGAGCUGCGGCAUCAGCUUAGAUACGCGUCCGCCUGCCUCUUGCAGCGAGCUCUCAAGAUAAACUAUUCCCGCCUAAUCACCGAGCGUCUCGUGCCAUGCGCGUUACGCCACUACACGUUGUGUUCGGAGAGUCCGUCCACCACAGAGUACCGGUUCUCUAUCCACCCCGCCGCUGCCAACCGCACCGCUGAACUGAACUACCUGCGCUGCGUCACCAACACCAUCAUGCCGUAUCUGCUGAGGAGUCAGGAGUUGGAGAAUUC
Manduca sexta (tobacco hornworm) is the source of this 2261-nucleotide messenger RNA. RefSeq names its product lysosomal alpha-glucosidase-like. The record is from RefSeq and is a predicted model, not a curated record. Gene Ontology annotation, molecular function: alpha-1,4-glucosidase activity. Gene Ontology annotation, biological process: carbohydrate metabolic process. NCBI's taxonomy places the organism in Eukaryota, Metazoa, Arthropoda, Insecta, Lepidoptera, Sphingidae.